AUGACAUAUGGAUAUAUUCCACUCAAUAACAAUAUCGCAUCCACUGCAUCGCUCGACGACUGUGUGCAAGAAUGUUAUCGAGAAGGAUUCAAAUGUCAAGGAUUCACCUAUCAGCGUUCCAAUCCAACGUGCUCCUUGAUAAGACAAUUCUUCACGGAUGCUCACCCAGGUGGUCCAGGUAUGAUCGCUCAAGGAACUGUUUAUGUGAAAGAUGCAUUCGAAAAUUUCCAUCAAGGCGGCGAAUGCAACAUAAAGGGAACAUUCCAUCAGCUCGUGAGUGCGAUGAUGUUCUGUGACAAAGGAUGGGUUUAUUAUGAAGAAACGAAGUCUUGCUAUCUUCCGAUAUAUACCACUGAGUGGAACAAAUACAGCUUUGAUGAAGCUAUUGCGGGUUGUCGUCAACAUAAUUCAACCGUCGCAUCGGUGCAUUCAGACGAGGAAAACAGUUUUAUCAAAAAAGAGAUAUUCCACUCGACCGAUAUGUAUUGGCUCGGUGGUAAACAAGAUACCGCAGAAUCAGAGUGGUACUGGCAAGAUAACUCAACGUUCGACUAUACUAAUUGGAUUCCGGGCGAACCAAACAACCUUAACCCACCGUUUCCGAUGUGUUUAUUUCCCUAUUAUUCUCCUGGCUGGUAUGAUAAUACUUGUACUGGAGACGGUUAUCAACCGUGCAGUUUCAUAUGCAAAAAGAAUGCGAGUCCGGUUCCACUCAAUAAAUUCGAAUCAAUUGAGAGAGCGCAAGGACACGCGGAAACAACCGUGCACCCUAAAGGGCGCUUCAGUGGUCGUAUGGAUUCAGGAGGAGAUCUCUAG
Anisakis simplex (herring worm) is the source of this 816-nucleotide messenger RNA. NCBI's taxonomy places the organism in Eukaryota, Metazoa, Nematoda, Chromadorea, Rhabditida, Anisakidae. The record is from the annotation of a GenBank genome assembly.